Messenger RNA from Ectocarpus sp. CCAP 1310/34, 2779 nucleotides. The record is from the annotation of a GenBank genome assembly. NCBI's taxonomy places the organism in Eukaryota, Phaeophyceae, Ectocarpales, Ectocarpaceae.
AUGGCCGAGCUGGUUUUUGCCCCCCUGGUUGGAACACACCCCUCUGCAGCCAGCAGAGCCAUGCGGCGUUGGCUGUGGUUGGCUGCUGCCAUCGUCACCCAGACGAUGUCGUUCGCCCCAGGGGCGCUCGAGUUCUUGUUCGGCGCCGGGCCGGUCGCUCGGGAGGCUACCAACAUCGACGUACGUCCACCUCAGUCUGGUCGAGGAGUGUCUUCACUGCCCUCUGCUCAACCUGCAGCAGAUUCUCCACAGCCAGCCAAAAAGAAACGUCGGCACGCCAAAGCGAAAGACCUCGAGGGUGUCCUGAACGUGGCAUGCUGCCGUGGUUCGAGUGCUUCAAAGUUUGUCGACCUAAGGAACAGCGACUACCGACUCGAUCUCCUCACGGCAGAACGAAAGCGCUUCCUCGACCUGGGGCCUGACGAGCCAGCACGGAAGAACUUCGUCGCUCAGCGUGUCCCCAUCCAAGAACAGCACAAGAGCAAGCUGUACGCGGGUAAUCGGCUGGUAUGUGGAAAGUUUUUCAAGUCCGUCUUUCCAGCGUCAAACAACUUGAUCUGCGCUGCAAAGGGCACACCCGGGUCCAGGACAUCGGCUAACGUCAGCGUCGAAAGGGCGCCCCGUCGAGGACAACACUCGCCGAAGCGUGACGUCAUACUCGCUUUUGUGGAUUGGUACAGCGGAAUUUUCGGGCAGCGGAUGCCGAACAAGCCUUGGACCACGCUCUACACAGCCACGAAAGGCGUGAGUAAAUCCUGUUUUUUUACCGUCGUGUCACUGCUGGGUGUCGGCGGACGCAUUCCGAUAGCACCUCAGACGGCAGCUUGCGUGCCCGCCUUGUUGUGUGGAGGGAGCAACCUGGUGUGCACGGCGCUGUGGUUGGCCCUCAAACGACUGUCUGCAAUGUGGGCCAAGCCUGGCCAGAGGUUCUACAUCAAGCGUCUCCACCUUCAGCUCCAUAACUGCGUCGGCGAAAAGAAGAACAACAUCGUCCUGGCCUUCAUUGGCGGAUUGGUCGCCGCCGGGGUGGUCGUUUCUGCAGAGGUCUGCUUCCUGAUCGUUGGACACACGCUCAUCAAAAUCGACCACGUGUUUUCUCGGUUCUCCGUGGGUACCCUCGGUCGAAGCAUCUUCACGAGGAGUCAACUUGGUGAGCUAUUCCGGGAGUCGUACAAGGAACUUCCGGUACACGUAGGGACUCUGACCAACCUCGGCAACUUCAAGGGGCUCUACCUCGACGACAACAAGCUCAACCUUCGGAAGAUCCGGAACAUCACCACGUUUCGGGCCUUCCGAGUGGGGAAGGUAGCAGGGGAGGUUUCCGUGUGGGCCAAGCGCUUCAUGCACAGCGAUGCCUGGCUUGGUCUGACAGCGACCGGCGGGGCCCAGGUCGACGACAACCCACACCGUCUCUUCCGGUUCGCUGCGCCGACUUUCGACAACGUGCCUCCUUUCGAGCUCAAGACGGUCGACCCCACCGUGAUCGCCCUCAUCGAGAAGCGCUACAUCGCGACGCGGCCCCGCCUAGAGGCUGCUUACGCACUAGCUCCUGACGGUGUGGUCGACGCUCUAUUGGCUGAGCAGAGCGACUCGCUGAAGUUGUUGCGCUCCGGAGGAACGAUCAACAACUUCGACCUCCCAAUGGAAUGGCUCCACACGGCGAUCCCGCCAGCACCUUUGCCUCCCUCUGCGGGCGCGACCGCGGACGGAGUGGACAACACACACUCUCGGGCGAACAGGGUGUCAGAGCCCUCUAAGAGAAAGGCCUUAACCCCAGUGCGUCCAACGUCGCUAACACCACCCAGCGUUGGUGACAUCGCAUUUCUUCAAGGCGGAGGAAGCUCCGUUUGUGCUGGGGGAGGUGCUGAACAUAGCUGCAGACGCCUCGCCGGUGAACGUCAACAUCCACUGGUAUGGGCCUAUCAACAAUACCGUUAGGGCGGGAGCGGGCAGCGCGACUGUCGAGGACUAUGCCGUGGCGCGUUUCAGCAAGGAUUUCAUCCUAACGAGCGGCGCGAAGCGCAGAACGCCCGAUGCCAGCGACGAGCCUAUCACACGCAUUAUCGCAUGCUGCAGUUCGCUAACUUCAACGGGUAACAUCCCGGCGAGAAUUAAGAAAGUGCUGAUGGAGACUUGCCGGCCUGCACCUUCGUCGUCCUCGGAGAGCGAAGCAAGUGACUCGGACGACGACGGGUCUGGAAGCGGACUCUGAGGAAGACGAGUCCGAUGACGACGGCUAUGGUUCAGAGUAGUCCUGGCGCCUAGCAGGGACUAGAUUGAUGUCGAGACCGGGGCGUUCUGGGGAUCAAGAAGAUUUGUACUAGCGGUUUUGCGCCGUACGAUGGUCGACAUUUGUCAGCUUCGAGCUCUGUACCCAAAUCUUGUCGUAGGGGUUGUGGGUCUUUCCAUCAUAGUAACAUAACCUUCAAAGUGCCGUGUGCUCAGAUUAUUUUUUUUUGCUAGUGCGUCAGGGAAUCUAUCGAAAUUGACCGGAAAACACGCGUAAGAACUCGUAAGAAAUCUGUGUCUGCCCGGGGGGUAGGGGGGGUGGGGGUGUUGAACCAGGUGCGGUUUGGGGUCCUUGGCGGCGGAACUAUCGUGAUUUUCGGCGUUGCCGAUGGUGUUAGCUCGGGCGAAAGGGCGUGUGUUCGAUUUGGAAGACGCCCGAGGAUGUUUUUCGUUGGAGCGAAAGUAAAUUAUUUGGCACUUUUGGUGCGCCAACCUGCCCAAACAUUUUCUCAUUAAUUUUUUUUUUCUCAAUAAGUAUAAUCCACCGUUA